AUGUCUGCCACAGGGGAUGGAAACCCGGCUGCAGGGGAUGGAAACCCGGGCCCAGGUAGACUGGAGAGCCCCGUGGGCGUGGCGGGAGCAAGGGUCAUCGGCGAAGCAGGGCCUCACGGGGGCGAUGGCGAUGAGAUAGGGGCGGCUGGAGGCGCAAGCGCCGCUGGGGGCCUAGGGCAGGAAGAGGGGCAGCUGGCGGCUGGUCAGGCCAUGGCCGGAGCCAUGGAUAGUGGGAGCAGUGAGGAAGACUCUGACAUUGAGCCUGCAGACGACGGAGAGGAGAACGUGCUGGGGCCCAACAACAUGGUGAUGGGCGCCCACCACAUUCCCAUGAUGGGCUUCCGUUUCGUAUUCCUGGACUUGAUGGACUCGCUGCUGUACCGCGUCUACUUCAACCACCAUGUCCUCGUGCGGCCCAAUGGCACCCACGCGCAAGUGCCGGAAGGGCCUCAGAUGGCACAAGGCAUGGCCGAGUUGCCCACGCUCCCGAUGCCGGAGGGCCCGGGAGAGGGUGCCCUGGCCCAGGAGCCCGAGGGCUCAGGAGAGGAGGCCACGGCCCAAGAGCCCGAGGACCAGCCUGAGGCCGAGGCCGAGGAGGAGCCCAUGCAGGAAGCUGGAGCCUGGGAAGAAACAACUGAAUACCAGUGUGAAAACUCUGAGGAAAAGGCCCAAGAUACUGAAAGUAUGGAAGAAGAAAAGGAGUUUAACAAAGAACAAGAAGGACCCGAAAUGGACGUGGACCCAGCAGAGAGUGGGCCUGGAAAACCCAGCUGGAAGGAAUAGAAAGAAAAUGGAGA
Messenger RNA from Hipposideros armiger (great roundleaf bat), 797 nucleotides. RefSeq names its product cancer/testis antigen family 47 member C1 (gene CT47C1). The coding region runs from base 1 to 783 and encodes 260 amino acids. The record is from RefSeq and is a predicted model, not a curated record. NCBI's taxonomy places the organism in Eukaryota, Metazoa, Chordata, Mammalia, Chiroptera, Hipposideridae. The transcript is spliced from 3 exons.